AUGUCUAACGACGCUGCCCCCACCGAAGCGGCCAUGGCGCACAUUGAUGAGACCCCCUCGGCCGCGCCUGCUGAGGCUGCCGCUCCGGCUGCGUCAGAGACAAACGCUGCAGACGCGAAGGAGAAGACGGACGCCGAGGAGCCCCAGAACUGGCUGACGCAGCAGUUCACCGACGCCGAGUGGGCCGCCGUCAAAGCCCUGCGCGCCGAGCUCCCCGCCAUCCUCGCGCAGGCCUACCCCUCCGCCUCGCCCGCCCCCACCUCCAUCACGCUCUGGGGCGUCACGCUCUCCUGCACGGCGCCCUCGGCCAAAGCCUCGGUCGUGCUCGCCAAGUUCGCGCGCGCGCGCGGCCUCGUCGUCGCCGACGCCGCCGCGAUGCUCCUCGCGACGCUCAAGUGGCGCGCGGAGUUCGGGGUCGACGCGGUCGUGGGGGAGACGUUCGACGCGGACACGUUCGGGCGGCUCGGGCGCGUGUACGGGAAGGACAAGGAGGGCCGGCCGGUGACGUACAACCUGUACGGCGCGGUGCGGGACAUGAAGGCCGUCUUCGGGGACGUGCAGAAGUUCAUCAGGUGGCGCGUGCAGUUCAUGGAGGAGAGCAUCAAGCUGCUCGACUUCGAGACCGUCGACCAGAUGGUGCAGAUCCACGACUACAACGGGGUGAGCAUCACGUCGCGCGACGCGUCGCAGAAGGCGGCCGCGAAGGAGGCCACCGCCGUCUUCCAGAACUACUACCCCGAGUUCCUCUCGCGCAAGUUCUUCGUCAGCGUGCCCGCGGUGCUCACUUGGAUCUUCUGGCUCUUCAAGCCGCUCAUCUCCGCGAACACGCUCGCGAAGAUGACCGUCGUGGGGUCUGGGGCGAAGACGAUUGGCGCGGAGCUCUCGCAGGUGAUCGCCCUAGAGGAGCUCCCGAAGGAGUACGGUGGUACGGCGGCGGGCUGGGCGGAGACCGAGAAGGCGUGA
Epithele typhae is the source of this 963-nucleotide messenger RNA. RefSeq names its product CRAL/TRIO domain-containing protein. Gene Ontology annotation, molecular function: phosphatidylinositol transfer activity. Gene Ontology annotation, cellular component: cytosol; plasma membrane; cortical endoplasmic reticulum. The record is from RefSeq and is a predicted model, not a curated record. The coding region runs from base 1 to 963 and encodes 320 amino acids. The transcript has 6 exons. Lineage: Eukaryota; Fungi; Basidiomycota; Agaricomycetes; Polyporales; Epitheliaceae. Gene Ontology annotation, biological process: Golgi to plasma membrane protein transport; regulation of exocytosis.